CCUGUCGCGUCCCCGCUACCUAGGCGACGCCGACCUUGUCCGUCGCACUGCGGGACCAUCUGCAUCUGGCGCGGGUGCAACUGUUAGUCACGCUCAGAGUCAAGGGAAACACAGGAUGAUCUUGACAUAAGGUAGUAAUAUAUCACUGGACGCCGCAUCCGCAUCCUUGCAUCGCUUCAUAACUUGAAAUGAUCGAGAACUCAUACGCAAGUGUCGGCGAAGGAUUUGUCCCGUUUGGUGACUUACAUAGGCUCGAGGCUGUGAGUGGCGACUCGACUCAAGCUAAUGUGCUUGACCAUUGCAGUCAUGAUUGUGUCCCAGACCAAGACGGCAAUGCCGAAUUAACUGACUUUCCUUGAG
Molecule: messenger RNA, 360 nt
Organism: Fomitopsis serialis
Lineage: Eukaryota; Fungi; Basidiomycota; Agaricomycetes; Polyporales; Fomitopsidaceae
Exons: 3
Coding region: 189-359 (56 amino acids)
Source: RefSeq, a predicted model, not a curated record